Molecule: messenger RNA, 1853 nt
Organism: Helianthus annuus (common sunflower)
Lineage: Eukaryota; Viridiplantae; Streptophyta; Magnoliopsida; Asterales; Asteraceae
Exons: 2
Coding region: 405-1586 (393 amino acids)
Source: RefSeq, a predicted model, not a curated record
AGCCUAUCAACUUGUAAACCCUAAACAACCCUAAAUCGCCGCCAUCAACCAGUCGGCCAACAAUAGCUAACAAUAGCUGCCGUGUUUUUUUUCUAUUGCCGUGAUAUUGCCACCCCCACUACGCUUGUUCUUUUGAAACAAUAUUAAUAGUGCCUUUCAAUUAGUUCUUUUCUGUCUUGCGUCACAAUCCACUCACAAUCCACCUCCUCUAUUUGCUUGCUUUAUUGCCGCCACCAGCAAAUUAAUAGUGCUUUAUUUAUAUCUCUUUAAUUGGAACAAGUUUCUAAAAGCAAUCAACGAACCAUCAACUAGCCAACAUCGACGAAACUUAAACCAGCCGGCAAAUCUACGAACCAUCAGCCAACCAUCGACCUGCAGGUAUCAAAAUCAUUGUUUUACUCAUCAUGACAACGAUUACUGCUUUUAGUAUUCAAGAACGUACAUCCCAUAAUUCCCACAAGUUUGCAUUCAAUCUUACACCAAACAAUUAUGGCUACUGGAAAGCCAUGAUGGAACCGUUUUUAAAGGCCAAUGGAUUAUAUCGUUAUGUUGACAACACGUUAUCUUGCCCGGAAGAGAAAAUUACAACCGGUGAUGCUACUACUACAAACCGUAAUUUUACAAACUGGAUUGCUAAUGAUGCGCAUGUCCGCAUGAUCAUUAUAUCCACCGUUUCCGAGUCUUCGUUUCAACACAUCCAAGGAGACACGGCUCGGGAAGUGUGGUUAAGUCUAGCACGUGCAUAUGCUCCUUCGAAUUCAUCUCAUCAGUUCACACUAAAAACGCAGCUUUUAAAGAUUUCAAUGAAAGAUGGUGAAAAAGGUAUUGAUUAUCUCAGCCGUGCUCAAGAAUAUGCAACGGCUCUUGCAAAUAUUGGUGAACCCGUCAAAGACAAAGAUCUCAUCAUGCUUACUAUAGCCGGUUUACGCGAGGAAUACCAUGGUUUGAAAAGCAACCUUCUUGCCCGCUCCCCACCGGUUCAAUUUAACGAGCUUCACGGCCUGAUUGGUGAUCAUGAAUAUAUCACUCGGUCCACUAUUUCUUCAUCAUCGGCCUCUCCACAAGUCUUCAAUGUUACCACUGCCGCAACAACUACUUCCCAGGCCCCCGAUUUGGCUUCGAUUCAGCAGCAGAUUACCAACCUUCAACUUUUGGCAAACCAACUUGCUUCCACAACUCAGCCGUCGGCAUCACCAUCGGCUCCUCAGGCAAACUAUGCUAAUCGGUCUGCUUCUUCAAGACCGACCUGUGGAUACGGUCGGGGCCGUGCGUUUUCUCGCGGGGGCCGUGGCCGUGGUGGUUCACAAGGCUCUCGCCAAUUUGCUUGGGCGUCCACGCAAAAUAUGGUUUACGGUCAUUGCAAUAGAUGUGGUAUUGGUCAUAUUCCCUCACAGUGCCCGAAUCACACCGGCUCUUCUCGUGGAUCACCUCAAGCGAAUUAUGCAAACUCUGAGGCGGGCUCAUAUACUACUUGGACAUCAGAUACAGGCGCUAAUUCCCAUGGUACUCCUGAUCUUGCUAGUAUGGACAACUCGGACGUCUAUUACGGACGAGGCUACCAGGGCUAUCCUCCUCACAGGCCCUAGUGACCAGGGUCUCUACACCAUUCGCCUACCUUCUUUUCAACCGGUUUCCAAGAUAGUGUUCACUACUUUUCGAGCUCCAUCUACUAUGUGGCAUCAACGACUUGGGCAUCCUCACUUUCGAGUUUUUCAACAUAUUGUUAAAAAUUUUCUUUACCUAUUUCUGAUAAACUUUGUUCAUCCUUGUGUACUUCUUGUCAAUUGGGAAAAAUGUCCAAACUUACUUUGCUUAUUUCAUCUUUUCCUAGUAAAAACAUAGUUGAUUUGGUU